GCUUCUGUCGGUUUCCAGUUCAUUCCCCAUUUCUUCCAAAAUGGAGAUUUCUCCCUGUCGACUGCUGGUGUCGCUAAGCCGCAAUUUCAAUGCUGCUCUUUUCACUGGAACCGGAUGCGAAUUGCUGUUAUUUGGCUGGCGUAACCUGCGGCUGCCGGGGCCAAAUUAUUGGACGUUGAAGGCAGCGUUCGAACGAAUCCAGGACGUCGCCUGGGUUCGUUUGAACCCAAGCGUCCUCCUGGGUUUGAACGAACCUAGGACGCCUGGGUUCGAACGAACCCAGGAAGAUGCCUGGCUUCCUGGGUUCGAACGAACCCAAGAGCAAAAAAAGGCUAGGCAAGAUGAGGAACUGGGAACUGGGAAUGGGAAGAACGGGGGCCGCUUGGGUUUGAAAGAACCCAGGACACCACCUGGGUUUGAACGAACCCAGGAGGACGAACCCAGGUGUCCUCCUGGAAGGCUAGGCAAGAUGAGGAAUUGGGAACUGGGAAUGGGAAUAACGGGGGAGAAGAGUUCAAGAUUUGCAGGAGGAAAAUGCAUGGUUGAGGUUGUUAAUCCAAUGUGUGGGAAUUAUCCUACCGAGGCUUUCCAUUCUGAAUACAGAAGUGGUGGACCAAGAGGUUUUGCAUUGAAUUCAAAGCAAAUAGUGAAUAGAUUGUUCCGUAGAGUAGAACUCCACACAGAGGAAGAGCUGAUCAAAGCAAUUGAGACUGCAACAGGACCCAAGGACUCCCUGUGCUUCAUUGAGGUGAUAGUUCAUAAGGAUGAUACCAGCAAAGAGCUUUUGGAAUGGGGCUCAAGGGUCUCUGCUGCUAAUAUCCGUCCACCCAAUCCUCAUUAGAUCAUUGUCGCUCUCUACAAUUAGUUGUCCAGUAAACUUGUUCACUCAGCAUUUUCUUUCUGAAUGUUCUGCUUAAUCUUCGGAUUUGUCACUGCAUCAAUGCAUAUUCGGAUUGAAUCGCUGAGGUUUCUUGUCCUUUAUUUUGUCCAUCAAUCAAGGACAGUUAUAAGUUUGCUUAACCGAACUUUGUUCAGAGUCUGGUGUAUUAGAUCACAUGUUAGUCAGUCCAUGUCGUAGAAGAUCUCACCAAGGUUGAACGGAGGACUUGAAUUGUGUCUU
Messenger RNA from Rubroshorea leprosula, 1120 nucleotides. NCBI's taxonomy places the organism in Eukaryota, Viridiplantae, Streptophyta, Magnoliopsida, Malvales, Dipterocarpaceae. The record is from the annotation of a GenBank genome assembly.